AGUCAGGUAAGUCUCAGCCAUGAUGAAGAUGCCCGCUCUGCUCUCUGCUGCCCUGCUGCUGCUGUUGCUGCUCCCUGGGAAUCUGACUGAAAUAAGUGAACCAGUUCCCAUUGAGGUGGUGGUGGAGAACAGCUUACUAGGCACCGCUCCUGAGACCUUCAGCACUCAUGUGGUGUACAGAGGGAUCCUGCUGGGCGCACUGAAGAGACUCAUGAGCUCCGAUGCAAACUUUAAGUUCACGUACACCGAGGAUCCAAACUACGGCCCGUACCUGGAGAGUGUGAACGGAGUGGCUGGAAACGAUAAAGACCAUACGUACUGGGAGCUGCUGGUCAGGACUCCAGAUGGCAAAAUCAUAAGACCUGAUGUUGCUUGA
Molecule: messenger RNA, 376 nt
Organism: Epinephelus moara (kelp grouper)
Lineage: Eukaryota; Metazoa; Chordata; Actinopteri; Perciformes; Serranidae
Product: transcobalamin-1-like
Exons: 4
Coding region: 20-376 (118 amino acids)
Biological process (GO): cobalamin transport
Molecular function (GO): cobalamin binding
Source: RefSeq, a predicted model, not a curated record